Molecule: messenger RNA, 1322 nt
Organism: Neocloeon triangulifer
Lineage: Eukaryota; Metazoa; Arthropoda; Insecta; Ephemeroptera; Baetidae
Product: brachyurin-like
Exons: 8
Coding region: 141-1106 (321 amino acids)
Biological process (GO): proteolysis
Molecular function (GO): serine-type endopeptidase activity
Source: RefSeq, a predicted model, not a curated record
CCGAGAAAGCUUUUGCAAAACUUAUUCCGAUCCGUGGAAUGGAAACUUGCAAAUUAAUAUUGACUUUGCAAUCAAUUAUCAGUUCUGAUAAUGAAAUCAAACAAAGUGCAAUGCUCUGAAUUAUUAGUAGCUUGGUCAAAAUGAGGACGCCAGUGAAACUCGUUGUCGUCUUGACGCUUUCUGCAAUUUUCGGCAGCGGUGAUAGGAUUGCUAACCUUCAACCUAAAAGAAACUUAAUUAAAAUUCGAGACGUGGAGGUAGAUGAAGACGUUUCCCAUUCCCAGCCCAAAAUCGAUUAUGUCAACAAAGGAGCACGAAAACUCCAAACAAAGAGAGCGGGAGUUUCUUUCCAAAAUGUAACCAGGAUGAUCACUGGUGGUACCAAGGCAGGGCAGAAAAUGUUCCCGUGGGUAUUUUUCUUGAUUGUCGACAACGCUUGGCUUUGCGGAGGUUCACUGAUCUCCAGUGAUUGGGGUAUGACUGCAGCCCAUUGCGUGGAUGGUGGUUACACGUUUUCUGUUAAUGUUGGUGGAAUUGAUCGCAGCAGAAAUAAUGAAACUGGCGAAAAAUCGUACACGUCAACAAAGGCUAUCGUCCACAAAGACUAUAACAAGACUUUGUAUACAAAUGACAUAGCCCUAAUAGCGGUAUCCUUCAAAUUGAGUCAAUAUGUGAACGUAAUUCGCCUGCCACCAUAUUCUUACGGCAAUGCUACAUUAGCCGACAAAGAUGCUUAUGUUGCUGGCUACGGACUAACUGCUGAUGGGGGAAGCCCCAGUAGAUACUUGAUGUAUGCGGUCUUAAAGACGAUGAAAAAUAUCGAUUGUGUCAAACUUUUUGGCGAUAAAUAUGUAAUCAGCUCGACCAUUUGCAUCGCACCGGACAUUGCAAAAUCUGCUUGCUUUGGCGACAGUGGAAACACUUUGAAAAUUCUGGAAAAGGACGGAAAAUUCACUGCGAUUGGAAUUGUGUCUGCGGGACCUGAUAUUUGCGUCAACUAUCUCUCAACGUGCACAAGGGUGACUAGCUUUUUGGGAUGGAUUUCUCAACAGACCGGAAUUAAAAUUUUGAACGACAGAAAAAUUAAAAUUAAAAAUAGGAAAUAAUUAUUGUUUAUCAUUGUAAGAUUAAAAUUUCAAUUCUUGAUUUUAUUUUAUUUCAACUACAAGAUUUGAGCUGAUUGCAUCUUUUAAAUCACCACAUUUAGACAUUUAAUUAAAACAAAAUAAUUUAUUAAAAUUAUCAUUCCACUUCCUAUUCUGCAAAAAUUACAAAUAUCACAAAAAUGAAAAAGGUGAUUGUGGAUGUGAAAAAUGUGAAAA